UUUCUUGUUUUUGUCUUGCUUUUUUGAUCAUUUUGUGUUUCUUCAGCUUUCCUGCCUUUGCCUUGUGUCCUUGUUUCUGAAUUUUGAGGUUCAUUUCUCCCAACAAGGGGAUUCGUCAAGCCCCGAUUUUGCGGGGGGCUGAGGACUAUUGGUGUCUGGGCCUAUAUUUUGGGUCAUCAUCAGAUAUCACGCACACCAGGGAAAUACCAGUUUGUAGUAGGACAGUGGGGGGGUUGUGUGCCUGAGCCCAUCGUGAGCUGUUCACCAUGGGCAGGGAUGUACAGAAGCAGUCUUCGUGGAUGGGGGUACGGGGAAGAUAUGUCUUUCUGGUUCUGUUGACGAUUCAAUGUUCUUCUUCGAUUUUGUUGCUUCAUUAUUCUAGAGUUAUGCCCGUUGUGGGCGACCAGAGAUAUAUUACUUCUACCGCGGUUUUCCUGAACGAGGUUAUCAAGCUCGCGAUAUGUCUGACGAUCGCUCUAUACGAAGUAUCUAAAUCCGCUCCUCCUUCUAUGCCUGCGACCUCCUUGUUCGGAUCGUUGGCUGCCGCAAUCUUUACCGGUGAUAGUUGGAAGCUUGCUGUUCCCGCGGCGCUCUACACGAUCUCGAAUUCCUUGCAGUACAUCGCUUUGUCGAACGUGGAGGCCGUGCAGUUUCAGGUUACAUACCAGCUCAAGCUCAUCGCCACCGCUGUAUUCGGGGCGAUGGUCAUGCGAAAGUCUCUGCCGUAUGCGAAGUGGAUGAUAUUGUUGCUUCUGGUUGCGGGCGUCGCGUUGGUACAGAUCCCUCCGGUAGACCCGCAUGAACUCGAUCGUCGGACACAUGUAUACCUUCCCAGACGGCUCUCGGAUUUGCAGCAAUUUGGAGUCGCUGCAGGCCCGGUCUUGCGAAAGCGAUCUGCUACCUAUGAAGGUAUCCAGGACGAUAUGAUUCAAGGACAUCCGGUGUUUAAUGCUAGGACGGGUCUCCUCACGACCCUGGGUGCAUGCUUUGCUUCCGGGCUCGCAGGGCUAUCCUUUGAGAAGGUCCUGAGGGAUAGCACUCAGUCUACUUCCGUUUGGAUUCGAAACGUACAGUUAGCCAUAUAUUCGAUUUUCCCGGCUUUGUUUAUUGGCGUUAUAUUUCUUGACGGUGAACGAGUUGCUAAGCGAGGAUUUUUCCACGGAUAUAACUGGACUGUAUGGAGUGUCAUCGCUGCUCAAGCGGUUGGUGGUAUUGCGGCCUCAUUCUGCAUCAGCUAUUCCGAAUUGGGUUUGCUGCAAGCCGCCAGUGCAAUGAGCAUUGUUCUUAGCUCGCUGGCGAGCCCCUUUUUCUUCGACAUUCAAGUUUCUGCCUACUUCAUUCUUGGGACAUUGAUUGUUCUAGUCGCAUGUUUCGUUUACAUACCCAGUCCGCUCAAUGCCAAAUCGGAUCUACGCCCGCGUCUUCCUCCGAUCCGAAUUGAAAAGGCGAAAUCAUCCCCUGACACCGAUGGGUCGGGACAGGAGCUGGCUGUUCCGCCAAACGACUUUUCUAUCAAAUUGCCGACCACACCCCUGAUUUCAGAGGCGUCGGCUCUUACUACUUCACGUCCUGGUUCACCUUCUCCUGCGAGGCACCAUGCUAGAGCCCAUUCUUCUCGUGGUUAUUUCGGAAGACAGCACCAUGAAAACUAAUCUUUCGAGGGAUGUCACUGGCUAGAGAUCAGAUAACAACAUCAUGCGCUCAUGCCACAUGCACCUGUGUUUGAAAAACAAACUGCAGCACAACUAAUUGACUGGACAGAUUCUUUUUUAUUUCAGUGGAACAGGAAGCGGGAGUCUUGGUUUCCGCGAUGAAUUCUCCUGCGAUCUUCGGACGAAUAUAAAAAAGGUGUACAAUUUUUAUGACAGACGCGGGGAUUUCUUUUCCCUUUUCUUCCUCCCUUUUUCUAUCUUUAUUUUCUGCAUCAAACUCUCGGGGACCAUCGGUUUGGAUCCUUGUUUUAUUUUCUUUUUAUUGUCUUAAGAGGUUCUUUCGGGGCAUUUAUGUAGGAAGAUGGUUGGUGGUCUUUCGAAACGGGUAUUUAAACGCAGAAUUGAUUUCCAUGAGCAGGUAAAAUUGCUUUCCGAUAUAUCUAAUAUCAGACGAAGAAUAUUACUCUUGUUGCAGUUCGUCA
This is a messenger RNA of Coccidioides immitis RS, 2134 nucleotides long. RefSeq names its product UDP-galactose transporter. Lineage: Eukaryota; Fungi; Ascomycota; Eurotiomycetes; Onygenales; Onygenaceae. Gene Ontology annotation, molecular function: UDP-galactose transmembrane transporter activity. Gene Ontology annotation, biological process: pyrimidine nucleotide-sugar transmembrane transport. Gene Ontology annotation, cellular component: Golgi membrane. The coding region runs from base 267 to 1652 and encodes 461 amino acids. The record is from RefSeq and is a predicted model, not a curated record. The transcript is spliced from 5 exons.